Molecule: messenger RNA, 4937 nt
Organism: Dendronephthya gigantea
Lineage: Eukaryota; Metazoa; Cnidaria; Anthozoa; Malacalcyonacea; Nephtheidae
Exons: 10
Coding region: 356-4183 (1275 amino acids)
Biological process (GO): positive regulation of transcription by RNA polymerase II; oxidative demethylation
Cellular component (GO): nucleus
Molecular function (GO): zinc ion binding; DNA binding; DNA 5-methylcytosine dioxygenase activity
Source: RefSeq, a predicted model, not a curated record
CGAACGAUAGGGCAAAAUUUGACCUUAGUGACACCGACGCUCAGACGCUACAAGAAUAAACGUAUUUCUGUAUAUCUUGUUGUGAAAUUAACCAUCUCUUGCUUCGAGCUGUCGAAAUAUGGCGAAUCUUGAGACGAUCAUUUGUAGCGGUUUACGCCUAAAGUUUACAGUUUGUGUUUGACACUAAAAAGGAUCAUUUAGCUUUUUUCGAAUUGCAAGCCGGAUGUCGGGAUAAUUAACGUCUCCGUGCAAUGAGUCGUUCUGCUUGAAGAGACAACACGUCGUACGAGUGGGUUUACGAGCAUCGCUUCGUUCCACUGCAAACUGCUUCAAUUUUGAGGCCGGUUUUACCGCUAUGAAACGGCCAACACGUAGUCCUGGCGGCCAUAAAGACAAGAGCGAUGAUCAGGCCGAGAAUGGAGCUCAGAAUUCCCGCAAAAAGCGACGGCGUUGCGGAGUUUGCGAACCGUGUUUGACCAAGACUAAUUGUGAAACGUGCAGUAAUUGUCUCAAUCGUAGAACGGGCCAUCAGAUUUGUAAAUUUCGAAAAUGCAUCGAAUUAAAGAAGAAGACAAACGAAGCGGCAAGUGGCACUGUGAUGUCUCCAGCUGAUACUCAACCGGGAUCAAUGAAUAAAAUUCUCGAACCAAGCGAUCCUACUGCAAAAUGUUCAGCUCUUCCAAACGAGAUUACGCCUCAUGCACGCCACGAGAUGAGCCCGAAAAAUAAAAUCACCUCGCCCAAACGUCAGGAGAAAAAAAAAGCGCUGAAAGACGAAAAAACAUUUUUAAAAAGCGAAAGAAAGGCGGGGAACAGUGAGCGAAAACCAACUGAUGUCAAGGAAGAAGGUUUAAGUGUUCAAAAAGCGAAAGACGGGGGAAUGCAAAGGAAACAGGAAAUACAAAAUUUGUCUCCCAUUGAGAAAAGUCAAUCAUCAGAGGCGACCGACUGUCACCUGUCCCUCAUGACAAGUAAGGAAUCAACGAACGACCCAGUACCAAGACCUGAUCCUCUUUCAAGCAACCCAGAAAACUGGUGCUCUUGUAAAGUGAAAGAAGAAGGAAGCGUUUACAAACAUCUUGCAGUUGGAUCAAGUGUUCAUCAUGUUCGCUCAAUUCUGGCUGAAAGAUUCAACUUGAGUCCUGAAUCAGUGCGCGUCGAGAAGGUUUCCCAUAGCGGAAAAGAGGCGAAGAAUAAAGACGGAUGUCCGAUUGCCAGAUGGGUACUGAGACGCUCAAGUGAUGAGGAAAAGAUCUUGAGUGUGGUUCGUCAAAGACCCGGGCACACGUGUGAAUUCUCCUUCAUUGUGAUUUCUAUCGUGAUAUGGGAUGGCGUUCCUAGUAAACAGGCAGAUUCACUUUACUCUGAACUGACAAGUACACUGAAUGAACACGCUGUGUCUACCCCUAGAAGAUGUGGAAUGAAUAAAGAGAAGCAAUGUGCGUGUCAAGGCAGCGAUUCUGCCACUGCUGGAGCCUCGUUCUCGUUCGGAUGUUCCUGGAACCGUUACUAUAACAGCUGCAAGUUUGCAAGGAGCAAAACACCUCGAAAGUUUCGACUACAAAACCAAGAAAUGGAGGACUCUAUCGAUACUCUUCUGCAGGAUUUGGCAACACAAGUUGCACAAACGUACAAGACAAUCGCUCCCGAGGCUUUUGAAAAUCAAACACGGCACGAUUCUGAGGGUGUGAGGUGCCGUAUUGGAAGCAAUACGGAUUGCGCUCGACCAUUCUCUGGUGUCACCUGUUGCGUGGAUUUUUGCGCGCACAAUCAUAAAGAUGAUCACAAUAUGGAAAACGGCGCGACAGUUGUACUAACAUUACUUGGCGAAGACGCGAGAAAGCAGACAAAUUCCGACGACCUGGAACAAAUACACAGUCUUCCAUGCUAUCAUCUUCUUGACAACAAUAAUAAUGUUGUUCCACCCAGUUACGUCAUACCUAAUCAUAUGCUGAUGUCACCCAAGGCGUCCAGUCCUUUGAAAGGUAAUACGUCAUCUCAUGAUGCUGAGUUUGCAGAUAUCGAGCUCAAUGGUAGCAUGAACUCUUCUAACCAACAAUUCCCUGAGGACCAUCCUUCCGGUUUUACGACUCCUAAGGCAAACAAGCCUGAGGGGGGAAUCUCCGAGGAUCAAAGUCCAAGCUCCUCGAGGGAAAAUGUUCCUAGAGGCGUGAACUCUGGAUACCAUAAUUUUAAUAAUAGCUUACAGAAUGGUUUACCAUACAAAGAAAUGAAUGGUCAAAAUCAUUCUAAUUCCAGCGGCUUUGUUCCGAAGCCUUCUGUUAUCUCAAAUGGUUAUAACCAGGAUAUUUUGGAGAAGCAAUUCGCCGGGAACGUAUUUCCAACGGUUCAAAAUCCGGGGGUGUCGAACGGUGGUAGAGUAAACGGCUAUCAUGACCCACGGGGAUUGAACCCGGGAAAUGCUGUCCCAGAGCGAGAGCAGAUUUUUAACGGCAGUGCAGUGAAGCAGAGUGAUGCCUCGGACUUUUUCACGAAGCUCGUAAAUGGCAACAGUUAUCCCGGGGUUGUUGACCGAUGGGGUAAUGUGAUCCCGGGGUAUAACGGUCACUUCUUGUGUCCUGCAAGUGCAAUGAAUGGUUUUCAUUCAAACGAACUGACCAAGAAUGGUUAUCAUUAUAAUGCGCUGGUUAGGCACGAAUCAGACGGGAGUCGGCGAGAUUCUGCAUCCUGUGAAAGACGUGACCUCGGUCACGAAAUUUCUGAGAAAAAUUCUGAGAACAAUUCGGACACGAACAUUCAACAUUCGUCGAAUGUGAGUAAUACUAAUGAUUCAUUGGAUGAGGCCCUGAAAUGGAUUGAUGAUUCAAUGGGUGGAGUGGGGCUGGCUCUCUCCCAUGGAUCAAUAUUAAUUGAGUGCGCGAAACAAGAGGUGCACGCCACGACCAGAGUAAAGAAUCCCAACAGAAAAGAACCUACAAGGCUCAGUUUGGUGUUUUACCAGCAUCGUUUGAUGAAUUUUAAAAACCAUGGCUCCGAGGAAUAUCGCAAACACCAGGAACAGAAGAAGAUCGAUGCUGAGAAGGCUGCGUUCAGCUUAGAUGGUGAGUUUACUGGCGUGCCGUUUGAAGCUUUUGAUCUGCGAAUGUUGGCUGAGACAGCUCUGAACUCUACGCCAGAGGAACAAGCGUUGAUUAACAGAAAUAGUUCUGAGGGUAAUCCAGCAUUCGUUGGAGCACAUCGAGAUCAGGUCAAUGGUACUAAUUAUCCCAGCCGAGAAGUGUCCUUGCCUGUCAGUCAAAGUGAUGGUAAUAAUAUUGAGCGACCUCCUAGAGCCACUAAUACUCAGCCUACUACAUCACGUUCUUCACAAUAUCCGCUGACACAAACCAAUGAGAUCAACAAACGUCCUCCCAACGGCUCAGCAUCAGAUUACCUACGCUCACUCAAACGCAAAGAGCACCCUGAUUUCACCCAUAUGUACCCCACGUUCCCGUAUGCGAACACUCUCCCUCUUACUUCGUUCGUACCGCCCAUAUUUCUUCCACCAUUACGCCACUCGGGUGCCAUUUUUAACCCCUUUACCCCCGCAGGUCGGGGGUCCUACCAUGUUCUUAACUCACAGCACCAGAGUGGACCACCUUACCAUGAACUGACCAGGACAAUGAACCCUCCUAAGCAAAAGCAGAAUACGCACCCAGAUGUACCACCUCAUGAAAUGAACAGUCCGUUUGACGCGAAACUUUCGCAAAUCACAAAUCCAAAGGUACCAUCGACCAGUUUAAAACCAGUCUCGGAACCCAGAUGUUCGCAGACGCACGAAAGUCAACCACCACGUGAAGCAACAAAGUGGUUUGACCCAAAAUCUUCACAGAAUACAAAUGAUUAUUCAGUUGAGGCUUUGUUAGGUCGAAAGCGAUCUCACAGUUUCGUUUCGUCCAACAACAUGGCAGAACAUCACACACUAAAACAACAAAGGCUUGAUCAAAAUGGUUUCUCCUAUUUGAGCUCAGUUUUUAACAAUCAACCGGAUAUUCAUACUCGUGUUCUUGGUCUCCCUGUGCACCCUGAGCUAGCAAUGAACUAUGGGAAAUUCCCACCAUAUAAUCUGCCCUACCCACCGAAGACCAUCUUUACUGGUACAACAACGUAUGGCACGGAUUCACUUGUUAAUAUGUCGCCUUUUGCUGGCACUCUCGUUGGUGGCGGUCAUUACCAGUGGUGAGGUGGCAAGAUUGUGACAUCAGGGGAGAGAUGAAGAAGGAAAUAUUUUCACAGGUGGAAGCAAAAUGUCAUUACCCAUUGUCACUCGUUUGAACCCAAUGACUAUUCACUUAAUAGCCCAAUGGGCUCGUUUUUGUUUGACUCUUUUGUCACGUUUUGUGCAAACAGCAGGACGCAAAGUGUGAAUUAGGAGUUAGGAGAAACACAUUCGCGCGAAUACCUACUCGUUCGCAAGUCAUGAUUCCAGUAUUCUGUCGGGUUGUUGCAUGACAACGGGGAUGGAGGGUGGGGGGAAUAUCAGACGUUUCAACCCACCUGAUUAGAUCAGGAGGCCCACAAUCUAUGUUCACGACUGGGAAUUUUACGCAGGAAACGUAGACACCGUAAUGUUUCUGAGAUUAUCACUUUCUCAUUCAGACAGAUUUUAUGAAAAAUCUCGUAUUCAAUAUAAGACGUAAAUAUCCUGAUUUUUGGGGACGCCAAGUUGAAACGUCUCUAGUAUCGGACAUAUUUUGAUGAUCAUUGUAUAGUAUUUGAAAUUUCUCUUGACAUGUAGACUUUUUUAUCGUAGAAAUGAACUUUUUAUGUAUGAGUAUACAUAUUCUGAACUGUUGUUCCUGCAACAGUCUAAUAAGCAAAAACAUUUCGAUUUUAUUUAUUAUAUCUUUAAGAAUUCUUAAUAUUGUAUUUUGAACUAGUUCUUAGGCGAUUCAAAUCUAGGAUAUUUGUGCAAUUUUUGUGGGAAUGAUUUAUUU